This is a messenger RNA of Closterium sp. Naga37s-1, 627 nucleotides long. NCBI's taxonomy places the organism in Eukaryota, Viridiplantae, Streptophyta, Zygnematophyceae, Desmidiales, Closteriaceae. The record is from the annotation of a GenBank genome assembly.
AUGGCGCUGCUUGCUCCGGCCGCGGCUGUCUUCGAGACCGCUGUAUCCGUGCCACGUGUCGCCAAGACAGUGGCUCCAGCUUCUCGCGUCGCUUCGCGUGGAGUGUUCCUCCUGCCCGUGCGAUCUCGAGGCGCAUUUGCGAGGCGCUCAUCCUUGAUAACACGCGCCGCGGCUCAGCAGCCGGAAACGCAGCAAGCGGAGAGCGCUGCGAGCCCAGUAGUGGAUGACGGCAACAGCAGCGAUGUUGACGUCAGCAAAGAAAUCUCCAAGGUGGUAAAGAAGACGGCAACCACGUUCGCCCCGCGCGCGUCCACCAAGUCAAAGAACCCCGCCGUGCCCGGAUCAACCCUCUACACCAUCUUCGAGGCGCAGGCCUACCUCAGCGCCGCGCUGGGCGGACUGCUCUCCUUCAACCUGCUCUUCCCGUCCGAUGAGCCCGACAUCUGGCGCCUCAUGGGCAUGUGGUCCAUCUGGAUGUUCACCAUCCCAUCUCUGCGAGCAAGGAACAGCAGUGAGAAGGAGAAGACAGCACUCAACUGCCUCUCCCUUGUUCACCCUGCUCCCUUUUUCACCCUGCCGCUCACCCAACUUCCGCCCCUCUUGCGCACCUCACUCAUGCCGUUGUAA